Messenger RNA from Columba livia (rock pigeon), 4923 nucleotides. It is a transcript of the gene BPGM, whose product is annotated as bisphosphoglycerate mutase. The record is from RefSeq and is a predicted model, not a curated record. The transcript has 6 exons. Bases 478 to 1257 code for a protein of 259 amino acids. Gene Ontology annotation, biological process: glycolytic process. Lineage: Eukaryota; Metazoa; Chordata; Aves; Columbiformes; Columbidae. Gene Ontology annotation, molecular function: intramolecular phosphotransferase activity.
CCCCGGGGUAACGCCCCUACACGCCCCGGCGGAUGGUAUCACUCGGCCUUAGCAGCCAAUCGCCGCUCAGAUGCUGCCCUGAUGGCAACGCCUCCCAAUCAACAGCAAAGCGGGACAACCAAUGCGGGGGGGGUCCCAGCCCGUUGCUAUGGCUGUGCAUCUGCACCAGGAAGUUCUUAGAGGCCAGAACUGAAACAAGACUGCGCAGCUACAUCAUCAGCCAGAGCCCUCAAUUGCUUCUACGAUCACCUGUGACUUUUGAAGUGGACAGAUAUCUCACCUCUGCCUGGAGAUUGCUGAGGGCUUUAUGGGCUACUUCCUUCAGGAAGGUAAUUAGCCAGGAGUGUGUGGUGGCCUCUGUAUAAAGCAGCUCUUGAGUCUAUGCUGGGAUUUGUGUAGGCUGCUCCUUUGCCAUAGGAAAGAUGCAUCAUUAUUAGAUGCCGGACCAUUUGUCUUCUGUGCUAAGCUGCAACCGAAAUGGCUAAGUACAGGCUUGUUCUCUUAAGACAUGGGGAAGGAGCCUGGAACAAGGAGAAUCGCUUCUGCAGCUGGGUGGACCAGAAGCUGAGCAGCGAUGGGAUAAAGGAAGCUCAAAACUGUGGCAAACAACUUAAAGAGCUGGGCUUUGAGUUUGACCUCGUCUUCACCUCUGUACUCAGCCGCUCCAUCCAGACUGCGUGGCUUAUCCUGGAAGAGAUGGGCCAAGAGUGGGUCCCCAUUCAGAGUUCCUGGCGACUGAAUGAACGUCACUAUGGUGCACUGAUUGGUCUCAACAGAGCAGAAAUGGCUCUGAAUCAUGGGGAGGAGCAAGUGAAAAUAUGGAGGAGAAGCUAUGAUGUUACUCCACCUCCCAUAACUGAAUCUCAUCCUUACUACGAAGAAAUAUACAAUGAUCGCCGGUAUAAAUGCAGUGAUGUCUCUCAGGAUAAUCUACCAAAGGCUGAAAGUCUAAAAGAUGUGCUUGAUAGACUCCUUCCCUAUUGGAAUGAAAAGAUAGUGCCAGAACUGAGAAGUGGCAAAAUGAUCCUUAUCUCUGCUCAUGGUAACAGCAGCAGGGCACUGCUGAAGCAUGUCGAAGGCAUCUCUGAUGAGGACAUCAUCAAUGUUACUCUUCCCACUGGUGUGCCCAUACUUCUUGAACUUGAUGAGAAUCUGCACCCUCUGGGUCCUCACCAGUUUUUGGGUGAUCAAGAAGCUAUCCAAGCUGCCAUCAAAAAAGUGGAAGAUCAAGGGAAAGUAAAAUCUUCUGAGAAGUGAAAUCCCACUGACAUAGCUGUUUUCUAAGUGUGGUAAUAAGUGAUGAAUUACGUAUGACUGCUAGGUUGCACUGUGUGAAAGUCUCAAUUUCAAGCACAAUUGGAAGGAACAGUUGUCGAGUCUCAGGUUGGUAGAUUAAUGCUCUGCCUUUCAAAAGCUGGAAUUUAGAUCUCAGCAUGAGAGUAUGGAUACUGAGAAAAAAUAGAGAUCAUUUAGGUAAUUAAAACUUGCAGGGAAGUCUGCCCCAGAUCUAGGAUUGAGGGUGGCUCAGUACAGAAAUAAAGGAAUAUGUUACUGGUGUCUACCAAUAGUCAGUCCUAAUAUGUUAAGGGAAAAAGCACCAGCUUACUGGACUAAUUAAAUUCAGGUUGUUAUAGGCACUAAAACUUUCUCCCUGAUAAAAUGGUACCAGGUAAGUUAUCCAGUAUGAUUCUUCUAUGUCAAUGGCCAUGAUACCUUGUUCUGGAUGGAGUUCCAUUGGUCUUUCAGAACACUUUAUGUAUAACUCUUUGCCUUUGUAAUUUUGAGCUUUUCAAGGCCAAUUCAUGGCCCAGAGGGGAAUUUUGCAGUGAUAUUCAGACUGUUGUAGUUACCAUAGUUGUCUUUUGUUACACUAUAUUACACUGUUUAAGGAAUCUAGAAGUAGUUCCUUUUCUUCCACUGUCUUUGCAAAGCCUAGCAUGACUGCUUUUUGCUGGCUUGCAAUAAUAGGAUUUAACUGAGACUUUAAUCCACAAACUAAGCACAAAGGUUUCAUGUUCAGUGUUUAAAUUAUCACUAUUAGUGAGUGACCUGAAUAGCUUUGAAACACUUAAGGAACGUGUAGUAGAUGUUUGAUCAUCUGUUACUCAAGUUAGAGUAAUUCCUGGUUACCUCAGUAAAACUGGAUAUGGGAAAAAUCCCCCUCUAAGCUUUCCUGAGUUGCAAAGAUCUCUUGAUAAAUAUAUUCCACAGCAAUAUCACUGUGGCAUUCUCUGUAUCAGUUUCUCUGGAGCACUAGAAGAGAUGCAUAAGGCAUGUAGGAAGUGUUACUGGAUGCAGCUCAUGCAGCCAUCAUGCUGGUAGGGAGGAUAUUCUGCCUGUUCUCCUGUAAAACUCUCCUCACAGUCAUAGCUUGAUUCCUGAUUAAUGUGGCCUUGCUGUUGUUUGGCACUAAAUUUGAACAGUUCACACUGGCUGGGUGUAGUGUAGCAUGUAUGAUGUUUUGAUUCUUUAUGUACACAAGCAUCAGGGUAAUUCCAUUUGUGAAGAUUUGAUUAAACCUUACUUGCAAAUAUGAAACUGUUACUUAAAUUUAGAUGUGACCUAGUGUCAACACCGAAGUGUGUGGAUUCUGACCACAGUUACCAACAUGGGUGGCACUUGUGUAUGUAGUGUUAGAGCUGAAUGUGUUCUCAGCGUGGUCCACCUUCAAAUAUCCAGAGAAGUUGAUGAUAAUUCCCUUGGUAUGAUAGACUCAUAGAAUCAUUUGGGUAGGAAGACACCUUCAAGAUCAUAGAGUCCAACCAUUAACCUAACAGUCACUAAACCAUGUCCCUAAGAAUCUAUGAAUCUUUUAACCCCUCCAGGGAUGGUGACUCAACCACUUCCCUGGGCAGCCUGUUCCAACGCCUGACAGCCCUUUCCUUGAAGCAGUUUUUCCUAAUAUCCAAUCUAAACCUCUUCUGGCACAACCUGAGGCCAUUUCCUCUUGUCCUAUCACUUGCUACUUGGGAACAGAGACCAACACCCUCCAUGCUACAACCUCCUUUCAGAUUGUUGUAGACAGCAGUAAGGUCUCCCCUCAGCCUCCUUUUCUCCAGGCUAAAUAGCCCCGGUUCCCUCAGCUGUUCCAUACCUCUCACCAGCUUUGUUGCUCUUCUCUGAACUCUUUCUAGCACCUCAAUGUCUUUCUUGUAUUGAGGGGCCCAAAACUGAACACAAUGUUUGAGGUGCAGCCUCAACAGCACUGAGUAUGGGGGGGAUGAUCACUUCCCUAUUCAUGUUGGCCACAGUGUUUCUGAUACAAGCCAAGGUGCUGUUGGCUUUUUGCCCCCACUAGGCAAAAUAUAUAGAAGUAUUAACUUUUGAAAUCCUAGAGUAGCUGCUGCUUUUCAGAGAGCAGCUCUGUAACUCACUUCAAAACUGUGAAAGGUUGUGUGUUUUUUUUUGUGGUUUGUUUUGUUUUUUUUUUUUUUUUUUUUUUUUUUUGGAGAGCAGUGUGACUUUGUGGUGUGUCUUUGACAGUCUCCCUGUUGUAUGGAGGCAGGCUUUCCAGAUCUGAUCCUGGCUUGCAUUAGUGUAGCACAUAUUCCAUAAAAGACUUGCUAGAUGGUAGUUUCUUUGUGAAUGAUGCUUGGGCUUCUCUUCGGUUUUGUUUUUGUAGCCCUUGCAAUAGGAACAGAGUUACACAUUUCUCUUUGAAACCUACCAGCUUUGUUUACUCUCACUUUUUACAAGCAAGGAUAUUUUGGUGGUUUUUGUCUGAAAUACUAUUAACACCUUCCCAGCUACUCUAUUUGAUACUGACUUAUUCCUUUUUGAGUUUUUAGUUUUCUGUGUGUAGAGUAACUCAAUUUUAGUUGAUACCUUAAAGUCGUUGUUAUGGAGUUAGACUGAUCAGCAAAUGUUCACUGGUCAAUGCCCUGAGGAAGGCCACUGGCAAUCAAGAGAUCAGAUUCUUACCCAAACAUUCAAUAAGGUGUGAAGUUUCAGUCUCACCGAAAGUUACUGUGGACUUCUUAACAAGGCAAGCAGAGCCACCUGUUGUCAGUGGGAACUACACGCAUCCAGAUGUGUGGGCAUACAGGCUGUGGCUGUCAGUGUCCAUAUUCCUUUGACAUUGCGGUGUUGCAAUGUAGAACUUCUUCAGAACUUGAAAUGCAGCUGGAAUAUACUUGGAAACAAACCUUGAACGGUGAGAUAUGGUCUCUCCUCAGAUUUAAUGAUCUGUUCUGGGGAUGGAGUGGGGAGUGGAGAGGUGAAGUAGUGAAAUGUAGAGAGCAUUAAUAUUUCUUUUUGCAGCUCAAUGGAUGAAACUGACUGAAAACAGCCAUUCAAGUGUCCUGGACAGUAAGAAAAACUGUGUGUUUUCAGAUGGCACUGUUUCUACAGUGCUGCUUGAGACAUGAAUAGCAACAGUGCCCUGGGAAGUUUGACUUAAUUUGCUUUGCUUGUGACUCAAAAGUGAUGACAGGAUUUUACAUGCCCAUCUGGCAGCAAUGCUAUCUUGCAAAAGUAUCAAAUGGAACCAACUGGGGAUUUUAUUGUUCUCUUUAAGAUUAUUUUAACACCUUGAAAUGCUUGCUUCUGAAUAGCUUUCAAAUUAAAUUCCUGAUUCAUAAAACAUUUAUGUUUAAGAACAGAAACCAGCUUCCAUUAAGUGGCAUAAGCAAGCCUGAUCUUCAGGCAUAGCUACAUCAGGGAGAGAAAUGAGAAUCUUGCUGGUGGUUUUAGAGAUCAGUAGUUGGAAAACAUUUUCCCCAAGUUUGAUUUAGUAUGCCUCAAAGUCCUGUAAGGUAACCAGUGUUUCUACAGUUGAUAUUGUGGAUGUGGUUGAUUUGGUUUGUUUAUGCAUUUUUAACUUGUUCAGUAGCAGCAAUAGCUGUAGAAUACUUUUGAAAACCUUUGUAAAUAUGAUGGACCUGACAGGUUCUUUAUAAUUCAAUAAACUCACCUGAAAUACAA